GUCCCUCGGACACAGCUAUCACCGAUCACGGAAAAGAGCCGAAGAUGUCGGCUCGGUCAUGUGAUCAGCUGUGUCCAAUCACAGCUGAUCACAUGGGACAUUUACACUGAUCAUCAGGGCACUGAUGAUCAGUGUGCCCUGAUGAUCAGUGUAGCCCCAGCAGUGCCAGCUGUCAAUGUCCAUCAGUGCCACAUCAAUGCCACAUAUCAGUGCCUACCAGUGCACAUCAAUGCCACAUAUCAGUGCCCAUCUGAGCUGCCUUUCAGUGUCACCCAUCAGUGCCAGUCAGUGCCACCUAUCAGUGCUGCCAAUCAGUGCCACCUAUUAGUGCCAGUCAGUGCCGCCUAUCAGUGC
Molecule: messenger RNA, 354 nt
Organism: Staurois parvus
Lineage: Eukaryota; Metazoa; Chordata; Amphibia; Anura; Ranidae
Source: the annotation of a GenBank genome assembly